Molecule: messenger RNA, 1154 nt
Organism: Daphnia pulex (common water flea)
Lineage: Eukaryota; Metazoa; Arthropoda; Branchiopoda; Diplostraca; Daphniidae
Exons: 5
Coding region: 164-1153 (329 amino acids)
Molecular function (GO): protein binding
Source: RefSeq, a predicted model, not a curated record
GAGAGGACAGCGCCAUCUUAUCGGAUGAUGAUGGUGUGGGAAGUCUGCUCAAAAGUUGUCUGCUCAAUGUUGUUGAUAAUUUCCUGUUCUUUCAAACAAUACGCACGUGUAGCCUAAAUAAAUAUCGCGAACUUUGUGCAUCUAGUGAAUUAUAAUUGUAAAGAUGGAUUUCGGAAGUUUUGCCGACGACUUUUUUGAAUCCGAAGAAUGUGAUAACAAGGAAAUAUCAUCACAAUUUCACUGGAUAGCUCAUCGAUCUGAACCGGGUUGGUUUCAUGAAGUUUGCGAAAGUGCCUCUGAGAGUGAUGUUACAUUCAAUAUCAAGCAUUUGCGUGCAAAUCACUUGUACUACACUGGCAGGUACGUGGAAGCUGCAAACACUUUUACAGAAUUGCUCAAACUACUGCGAACUGGGAAUCACCAAAGAGAAGUGUCUGAGGGUCUGUGUAGGAGUCAUCUUAAACUUGGAGAUUUCAAAAUGGCCCUUGAAGCAGCCAAUCAAUUUAAACUGAGUUGUAAGAGUGAAGCUCAUUUUUCCUCUUACCACAUGAUGUGUGGGGAAAUCCAUCAAAAAAAUUUGGAUUUCCAACAGGAACUCAUUCAUCUCCAGCAGGCAAUCAAAAUCCACCCAACAAAUUCCGAAAUGUGGCUCAAAACGGCUGAAUGCUAUGGCCAUAUCAGUCAGAUUGACAUUUAUGAUGUUCCUUUCCCGUUGUCAAAAGAUAAGGAUACGACGUGGUUUGCUGCGGCCAGCCUAUUACGGGUAGACAUAAUUUUGAAGAGCUUGGCUGGCAGAGAAUCCUUUGGCAAUUUGAAAAAGAAGCGCAAUCAGAAACUCCAAAAUCUUGUUCAUCCUAUCGUGGCCAGCCUUCCAAAGAAUUUCACUGCUAAAGCUCAUGAAGCUUUGAGUCGGGACGUGUAUAAUAUAGAAUCUCAAACGCAAGACGAAACCGAGUUCGUUGAUUUGGGAAGUUCAAAACAGGAGAAACCAGUGGAGUGCGAAAGCGAUGAGCUCAUUGUUGCCAUGGGUAGCGAGUCCCAGAAAGAUUGGUUCGAAAAACAGUGGUUCUCGUUUGUUGAUUCCAUUCAAGAAAACAUGUAUUACAUACCCCCAGACAAUACACAGACGGAUGUAGUGCUUAACGCACUUUAAA